CUGUCUUGUAAGCACAACAAAAGAAUUUCGCAACACCAGCAGAACUUUUUCGCUGCAAUUACAUUCCUUCAGAAAAAGAAAGGUGUUAAUUGGUAUUUCUAAGUAAAAAUGAGCUCAACUCGCUUUGCACGCACUGGGCGCGUGCGUCUCUGCAUUCUGAUGAGCAUGUUCCUGGUGCUCAUCAUGAUGAUUGUUAUUUACCAAAUGUCCCAACACCAAUUGGACGAGAGCCGCGCCUUUCAGGAAGGUCUCAGUGUACAAAUGCAAUCUUUGACUGCCGAAAAGCUAACCGCCGAGAAACGUAUGAGUUUGCUGCGCACGGAGAAGAUGAGCCUGCAGGAGAAGUACGAAGGUCAGCUGGCGGAGGCAGCCCAAAAGCAGCAGGAAACGGAGCGGGCUCUGCAGGAGAAGUUUGAGACUCAGCUGGAGAAGCACAAGCUGCUGGAGAUCAAGUACGCUGAUCUAGAAGCUGAGUGCGUUAAUAGCAAGAAGAAACACAUCGCCGACACCAAUACCUUCGACCAGAAACUACAGAAACUCCUGGCCGACGUGCACAAAGACAAGGCUGUCAAAGAACAGGAAGUGGCAGGCUGGAAGGAAAAACUGGAGAAACUGCAACGCGACUCGGAGCGCAAGAUACACGCCCUGGAAAGUUCCCUUACGGAAUUUAAAGCAAACUGCCAUUACGUACCGAAAGUACAACCGGCAGAGGCACCAGCCCAUGGCCACCAGGACUCACAGCAGCAGCAGCAACUAAACAAGCCGGCCGAGCAAACUCCUACCACUCGGCACUCGAGCCCUGGUCAGUUAGCCCAUAGCAUCGAGAAGCCACGAAACGAGAAGUCCUUCGACGCCCAAGUGCAAGUGAGUGACGGCCUCUACAGGAUUGGCGGCGGGGUAAAUCUGCUAGCAACUAACCCAAAACAAAACCAAACAGCUUCAGCUACUAACAAUACAACUAAGGGCCUUGGUGGCGGGAUUGUGGAACACGAGCCGCAGAAAGAACAGCAGCCACUGCUGCCCUUCGCUGUGCGCAACAAUCAUAGCUUGAUACUAAACUCUGUUGAAAACUUUCAGAUUGUCCCAAAGGCGUUGAGCGAGAAGCAGCAGCAAGAGGAGCCUCAACUGUCCGACGGUCAGGUUUCACCCCUGAGUGCUCCGCGCAAGAGCAGCACUCCGGCGCCCAACGCCUCGGUAGCACCCAAGGUUGCGAGUAGCAGCAGUAGCGGGCUUCCACCUCUGGCACUUCCGCCUGCAAAGCCAGAGCGCAAGCUGCCCGAGAACGUCGCGCCCAUUCCUGACAACUUUGAGGACACCAAAGUAGAUGGUAAGGGGGAUGCUGUCGACGUGGACACUGCCGCCGAGGAGCUGCCCAAGAACGAGAACAACAAUCGUUAUGCCAAUGCUGUAAAUGAUCUGGAGAACAAUCGGAACUUGGGUGUGGCGCCCAAGCCGCUCGAGGACUCGGGCGCUCAUGAAGUCAAAGACGCCUUGAACGAGCCCAGUUUCAACCUACCGGCAGCGGGAGGUGGUCAGAACCUCUUCGAUGGCGAAUUGCCAGCUCAGGGUCCUGGUCCAGUGCCCGAUGAGCCGGCCAAGCAAAUGGCCGAACAACUGGGAGCGGGAGGCGGGGGUGGCGGUGAGGGAGCUGAGGGCGACGAUGAUGAUGAUGUGGGGGACGUGGCGGUAAAGCAACCGCAGCACUUGCUGGAAAACGACAAUCUAAACAACGAGAUCAUGGCUGACCAAGGAAAGGAAUUCCCUGAGGGCAUUCAUUUGGAAGAUGGCAUGGAUGAGGAUCCGGAUGAGGACGACUACUCCAAUGCAGCGGCACGAAAGAAGGGAGGAGAGGCCGUUAGACAUUAAACUGUGUAAUAUUUUAUGAUUCUUGGAUGAUUCCUGGACGGGAUUGUGUGCAAAGAAGUAACCCAAGCCCUUUAUAGAAAACCAUGAUGGAAAUUAUGAAUUAUUUGGAAUUUAUUUUGAAGUUGGAUAAACCAUUCGAUGGAAACUUGAAUGUGUAUUAUAAUGAAUGUUAGAAGAAAUCGAUGUAAGAACGCCCUAAGCUGCAUAUAGUCUAUAAGUAAGUUUAAAGCUCAUGACCACCACACUCCACUUCUCCAACGAAAGCCCAAAGGAAAUACUCUGAGAUGGGGAGGAGGCCGGAGGCAGAAAGUUCAUUGAAUGAAACGAUUUAGUAUUAAGACUGGCUCGGUUCAGCUUUACAAGAAUUUUGUCGCAAAGCUAUAGCUAACCUAUUUUGAUCUAUAAUGUGUACUUGCAAUAAUUUUUAUAAUCAGAUACCUUCAUCACAAAACUCUCGCUCAUAUCGAAGAUCAACCGACACUCCUGUGGUUUCCAUCUCCGUACAAUAUUAUUUUGUACUUGGUUUUCUGUGAUAAAAAUAACUCGCUGCACUGCAUUUGGGCAAUGUUGCCUGUGUUUUUGUCGCCGCACCCACUCAUUUCGCUAGAGAUUAGGUAGCCACUUAAGCCAUGAUUGUAAACACACACAAACUUUAUUGGUAAUGAUAAUAAUAAACUUAAUGCAUAAAUGUUA
This is a messenger RNA of Drosophila bipectinata, 2559 nucleotides long. RefSeq lists its product as uncharacterized. The record is from RefSeq and is a predicted model, not a curated record. Lineage: Eukaryota; Metazoa; Arthropoda; Insecta; Diptera; Drosophilidae.